CCGCUAGCUGCUGGUUGUUUUUUCACAACACGUCAGUUGUACAACCAUCGUUCAAGAAGUCUAGAAGUAAGAAGUUUGCCAAAGAUUGGCAAAGUUAUGAAGUUAAUCUUACAAAAGCUGUGAUUGGAGUGCUGUUUUGCGUUUUGGAGAUAAUCAGGGAAAAAAGCAGAUCGGCGCAAGAUGCUACUCAAUAUUUACGAAAUGUCGCAGCUCAGUGAUAGCCAGCGGCUCAGUACGGUGCUACUGUUUCUAUUUAUAGAAAUGUUCAUCGGCCGUGCACAAUCCGCGGCCUCACAGGCAGAGAUUGAAAGGCAUUUAGAAAUGGGACGAGAUUUUUUAGCCCGAGGACAACUAUCUGACGCAUUAACACACUACCAUGCCGCUGUUGAGGGCGACCCGAACAACUACCUAACAUACUUCAAACGUGGCACGGUUUAUCUAGCCCUGGGGAAGGCAAAGUUCGCUAUCAACGAUUUUUCCCGUGUGCUAGAACUGAAGCCAGAUUUUCUGGCAGCCCGAGCCCAGCGAGGUCAGGUCUAUCUGAAGAUGGGUGAUUUCGAUAAUGCCGAGAUCGAUUUCAUGAACGUACUCCGCUUGGACCCCCACAACCACGAGGUGAACUUCCAAUAUGCACGAAUCGAUCCAGCCCGUGACCAGUGGGCCCUUUGCCUGGAUGUUACCCAGCGGGGAGACUGGACAACGGCUAUCGCUUUGCUGACGCAGCUGCUAGAGAUGUGUCCCUGGUCGGUGGAAAUCCGUGAGAUGCGCGCCCAGGCCUACAUUCGCAUCGGGGACCGAUUAGCAGCCGUCACCGAGUACCGGUCAGUAAACCGAUUGUCGCUAGAUAGUACUGACGGAUACUAUAAACUAUCAAAACUUUUAUACGAUCUGGGCGAUUCGGCUGCGGCUUUGAAAGAAAUCCGCGAGUGUUUGAAGCUAGAUCCUGAACACAAAGACUGCUUCCCAUUUUAUAAAAAAACUAAAAAAAUUGAUAAGAUCUACUCCGAUGCACAGUCAGCGUUAGAAGAACAACGGUACACGGAUUGUGCUGAAUACGCGGAAAAACUUGUGAAGUUAGAACCCGAUGUGCCCAUGAUCAGGUAUAACGGAAAGCAGCUGCUCUGCUCCUGCAUGUUGAAAGACGAACAGUUCACAUCUGCCGUGGGUCGCUGCCGGGAGGCUCUAGACAUAUAUCAAGAUCCAGAGGUGAUGUGCGAUCUGGCCGAAGCGCUCCUCGGUGCUGAAAUGUACGACGAUGCUGUACAGCAGUAUCGCGAAGCACUAGAUAUCAACGACAGUCUCCAACGAGCCAAAGAAGGUAUCGAACGCGCCCAACGGUUGCAAAAACAAGCGGAACGGCGUGAUUAUUACAAAAUCCUAGGGGUAAAGCGAUCUGCCACCAAACAAGAGGUAGUUAAAGCUUACCGGAAAGCCGCUCAAAAGUGGCACCCCGAUAACUUCCAGGGGGAUGAGAAAAAGGUAGCAGAGAAAAAGUUUAUAGAUAUUGCUGCGGCGAAAGAAGUUCUUACCGACCCGGAAAAAAGGCGGCAGUUUGAUGCCGGCGAAGAUCCGUUAGAUCCGGAAGCCAAUCGAGGCUUUGGAGGCGGUAACCCAUUCCAUCACUUCCAGCACGGGUCUCCGUUCCAGUUUAAAUUCCAUUUCACGUAGAAGUUGUGACUAACCUCCUUUUCUACACGAUUUUACUAAUGUUCACCUGUUGAUGCCGUGCAGUGCCAGCUUUAAUUUAUUGCCUCUAGCUUGGUUUGUUUUUUCCUUAUAGUUUAUCAGUUGUAAAAUAAUGCUUCUACGCUGUCAUCAACAACACAAACUAGGCAAAUCACUAAAAGUUGUCGAAUUUAAGAUGCAAUCAUUAUUCUUUCAAAAAGAAUUUUUUCAACCCGUCUCCAGUGCGAGAAAUGAUUCAUGUUGAAAAGAAAAAUUAUGAGAUGCAUUAGGAAACAAUGAUUGAUUCAAGUUUAAUUGAAAAGCAAUUUCGUUUCCUCACAUUUCUCGUUUUUCUUCGACUAUCUCAGAGAACUGAAUUAGAUUGAGAUAAAACCCUUAGUGUAAAUGAUCGCCUAUCACAUUAAAAUAUAGCGUAAGAUUAUUA
Messenger RNA from Wyeomyia smithii (pitcher-plant mosquito), 2110 nucleotides. RefSeq names its product dnaJ homolog subfamily C member 3 (gene P58IPK). Gene Ontology annotation, biological process: protein folding in endoplasmic reticulum. Gene Ontology annotation, cellular component: endoplasmic reticulum. Gene Ontology annotation, molecular function: protein-folding chaperone binding; misfolded protein binding. Lineage: Eukaryota; Metazoa; Arthropoda; Insecta; Diptera; Culicidae. The transcript has 3 exons. The record is from RefSeq and is a predicted model, not a curated record. The coding region runs from base 181 to 1668 and encodes 495 amino acids.